This is a messenger RNA of Hordeum vulgare subsp. vulgare (domesticated barley), 1537 nucleotides long. Its product is annotated as probable LRR receptor-like serine/threonine-protein kinase At1g56140. The transcript is spliced from 6 exons. The record is from RefSeq and is a predicted model, not a curated record. Bases 982 to 1470 code for a protein of 162 amino acids. Gene Ontology annotation, molecular function: protein binding. Lineage: Eukaryota; Viridiplantae; Streptophyta; Magnoliopsida; Poales; Poaceae.
GAUACCGAUUCAUUUAGUGAAUAUGCGCUUAUGUGAUGCAAGUGCAUUUUUUUGGCGUUAGCUGAUGGUGUGCUUGGGUAUACGCUUGAUCUGCUCUUUCUGGAUAUAGUUCUUUUCUUAAUUUGUUCUUUUGAGGGACUUUGCCUUCAUUUAGUUUUUUAAUCAGGAUAUCAUCACAUACAUGUUAGUAUUCUUAUUAAGAAAUAUACUUCUUCCGUUCCUGGUAGAAGUAGCUUGACAUUGUUUGUUUGAACUGUUCAAAUUUUACAAUAGAUAUCAUGGCUAUCUGAUUUGGCUGGAUGUUCAUCUACUAUUAGAGAUUUCACUUUACACUAUGUCCUUUGUCUCACACACUCAAGAAUUUGAAGUUUAUUUUCAUAAAUAAUGCAUGGCCAGAACUUCAGCCUAUUUUCUGUUCUUAGUGUUCAGAGUUUACUUCUGUUUACAUGUAAAGAAGUGUUUACUUCAGUUCAAUUAUUUUCUGCUAGAAAUAAUGUUUAUCGUUUAUCUUCCUUUUCUAGCCAACCUCCUAUGCCCACCACAUAACAAGAAGCACAUUUUUUCCAUUACAUAGACCAUGUACAUUAGGUUAGGUGAAUUGAAACUCUUUGCUUCUAUUCGAUUUUAAGGACUUCCCAAUAAUUGUUCUGGGUAUUCUGUGAUAGAGUUAAAGUAUGAGCCUCUAUGUUGUUAAAUAAUGAGCUGACCAAAGUACUUGGACCCUUCAAAUUUUAGUCUGCUAUAGUUGAAUAUAAGACCGUACAUAACGGAUCCUACUAUUUUUCUACAUUACUAAAUUACCUACCAUCAAAUAUUUUCUAUGUGUAAGUUGCUCAUUAACUAGAUAAUGAAAGUAUUUGUUGCCUAAGAAAGAGGAUAAACGGCGACAUGUGUGCGAACUGUGUUGAAGUAUAGAACAUAAACGCGUCCUCCUUCCGUUAGGAGUAUGUAGUAUUUUUUUCCUGUUAGGACGCAACAAGUAUGUUUAUCUUUCCCAGAGAUCACACAUGGCAUAUUUGGAGCUUGCAACACUGCACUUCUUUGCUGCAGCAUUAUGAGCCAAACGCCCCCGCGAUAUCCCGCUCCGAGUCGUCCCGUUUCUCUCGGGUGGAUUUGAGUUUCAACAACAUCACAUGCCAAGUACCACAAACCUUGUUGAAUCUGAACUCAUUAAGCUUCUUAUUUCUUGGGAAUAAUAGCCUUUCAGGGAACCUCCCAAGAUCAAUAGGAUCUUCGCUUAGAAAUUUAGAUUUUUCUUACAACCAGCUCUCAGGAACUGUUCCUUCUUGGGCUAAAGAUUCACAAUUGAAUCUGAAUCCGGUGACAAAUAAUUUCGUUGUUGAUAGUUCCAGCAACAGUCUCUUUACAUUGUUCCUGUCACGAAGAACUUUCUUGAGAUUCAUCUCUUCUGGGCUCGGAAGGGGACUUGCUGCAUUCCUACUCAAGGCUACUACGGGCCUGCGAUCUUAGCUUUGAGUGCAACACGAAGUACUUCUCUUGACUUGAAAUAAUGGUUUUAAUACCACCAUCAUAUAUU